GCUAAUACACCAACUCUUCGGACGAUCUCUCCCCCACGCCGCACCAUUCGACACGCCCACUGUUUCCUCGACAAUCUCAUACCUGCACGAAUACCUGUGACUUGCGCCGGCGAUCGUCGAGAUUUCAAGGCCCUUUCGUCUUCCCACCACGCUCCAUCGAAGGCUGCUCGCUUGGGCAGACGGGCGGUUUUUAGCGACUGCAGUUCAGUAGUUGCAUGUCAGCUUCUGGCCAAUAUCUUUCCGCAGACCCCUCAGCCUUCCCAACUUCUGAAAUCGACCCCUACAUGAACAACCCCAUGAUUCGCCAGUCCACCGCUCCCAACAUGAUUGGCCUCAACAACGCUGCCUUCAUGCAGCCACAACCCCCCAACCCCCACGGUGGACCCAACCCACCAAUGGGGAUGCUUCCAGGUGGUCCAGAUAUGCGCUUCCCGCAAGGACAUGCCGCCAUGGUCCCUCGUAACAUGGCAAUGCGACCAGGUCCAAGCGCACGGCCACCUGGCAUGAACCCGGCAAUGGGUGGUAUGGGUGGACUUCAGGGCAAUCCUCAGAUGCCAGGAGGAGGAAUGGGUUUUCCGGCUGGGAUGAUGCCGUCGGGUGGAAUGGGUGGUGUGCGACGCGUUGUAUCGAACCCUGUCGGUGGGAUGGGAGGGAUGCCUCCGUCGAUGAUGCAGCAGCAGCACCAGCAGUUACAGCAGCACCAGCAGCAGCAACAGCAGCAGCACCAGCACCAGCAGCAUCAAAUGCAUCAACAACACAUGCUACGUCUGCAGCACCAACAACAGCAGCAGCAACGGGUUGAGAUGAUGCGGUCUGGCAUGGUUCCUACCCCAGUGCGAGGGACGCCCAUGGCGAGUUUGAGCCAGCCGCCUUCUCUCAACCAAGUUCAACCAUCGAACAUGUCGGCGAAUGCAUUCCCGAAUCCUGGUCCUCCUCCUCCAUCAUCUCCACGCACGCACACGCCUGUGAUGAACCUUCCGACUGGCCAGCAACAACAACAACGGGCCCCGGCGCAUAUGUUUGACAUGGAGUAUUCCCAUAAUCAGUUCCAACAGCGACCGAUGAUGGGGAACGGACAAUUCCCAUUCCCACCUUCCUCGACUCCGCCACUGAAUAUGAACGAAUCGUUUCCUCCUUCAGGCAGUACACCUGGUCGCGCACCGGGAGCAUUUCCUCCCACGCCAGCGCAGCAGCUGUCGAUGAAUCACAGCAACGAAAACUAUGGCUUUAUGUCUCCCCGGCCUCCAUCACAGCAACAACAGACCCGUGCGCCGCAGCACUCCCCCCAACACCACGAUCUCCGUCCUGAAUCACAGCCGCCACCCUCGGGACCUCCCACCGGAAGAACCCUGACGCCUCGUCCAGGGCGGGUGCCAAUGCAGCCCUCUCCAGCUCAAGGCACCCCACCGUCCAACUCUUCUGCUCCGGCGGCAAUAGCGCCUCGACCUCCAGCACCUGGGAGCUCCGAUGGAACGAUGAUGACAGGCUCUGCCUCUCCUCCAGAAAUGGCUCCAGGUCCCCCGGUCCCUCGCAUGACAGCCAAUCCCUUGUUGUACUCGAUUGGAUACGGGCAAGGGGUGUUACGGAUGAUGCAGUUCAGUGGAAUCUUGGGCUCCAUCAACCCCCAGGCUCAAAGUCAAAAAAUGCAGGUUUCCUACUGGGACCUGGUGAUACGAGAGUACUUCACGCCGAAAGCGGUCAUGAAGUUGACGUUGUGGAGAGAUAGCAUGAAAAACGAGGCCAAGCCUUUCGAAAUCGGUGUUCCCAUCCUCCCACGAUUCUUUCUUGUCACCACGCAGUCUGGUGUCAAGUCGAUGUCGCUGACUCUCGAUGGUGCACGAGAAAGAGUAGCCUCCCCCGGGCAUGCCAUCGUCGAGUGCGUUGCUGCAGAAUGGACAUGCCGAUACACCAACGGGCAUGUCGUCACUCUGCGCGGGCCAUUAAAAGCACGUCUUGUGAUGUGUUCUCUUUCCCCGACCAGUGCAACGCCGUUUGUGCUCAAAUUCGACGAUCUCGAGUUUGAUGCCACGUCACACGACAAGUAUGUCCUGAUCGAUUCCAUCCUCGGCCGCAGACCCGUGCCAGACCAGCGGCGAGGAGAUGAUCCGUCUCCUCCUGCCGGGGGCGACGAGGACCGUGGCGAGCCGAGAGUGCCGAUUGAGACUGGUUCGAUCCAGGAGAGCCUGUGAAUGGGUUUGGCAUUCCGCAGGCCACUAUGCGCUGUCUAGAGUUGGCUGAGAGCGUUGGACAAAUGGCAGAGUUGAUAUCUUAUGCCAGAGACCAGACUGUUGGCCCGAUUGACGCUUUAAAAGCGUUUGCCCAGAAAUUGCGUGAAGAGCAACCUGGGCUCCUCUCGAGCAAUCCCGGGGCAUUCUUCGGACUUGCAGGGCAACCUGCGCAGGGCAACACAUUGUACUCUAGCGCGCCGUCGUCUGUCAUAAAUGCAGCACAGACGCCAGCCUCGACAAGCUCGCCGCAGAACGGGCCGCCUUCGGCCCACAACUCCCCUCAAAAGCAGCACAAGAUGAUUCCGGCAAAAGCAACCGCUGCUGCGGCCGUGUCUGCUGCCCCGUCAACCCCGACGGGCACUCCCCCCGUGCCUAAUGCCACGCUUAAACGGAAGAUCCCGGCCGACAAUGCGGCUAGCGCAGUCGCAGAACCGCCUUCGAAACGGACGACACGGCGGAGACGGGGCACUGGGGGAGGUGGCUGAUCUGUUCGUCGGUUCUGUGUCCUGUUGCUUUCUUGUUGCUACUCUAGAUAUGUAUCUUACUUUAUCUACUCGGUCUAUUUAUCACAUCGUCUGUACUUGUAAUACUCCAGCCAUCAUUCCAUCUGUCACCCUCUGUCGCGUC
This is a messenger RNA of Mycena citricolor, 2855 nucleotides long. The record is from the annotation of a GenBank genome assembly. Lineage: Eukaryota; Fungi; Basidiomycota; Agaricomycetes; Agaricales; Mycenaceae.